AUCAAAAAUUCAAAUAUCCAGCCAGUCAGCCACCACCACCAACAAUUUUCAUUCUCAAUUUCUCCUAUAUCUCCUAACACUCCACUAUUCUGCAGUGUUUAAUAAUUCAUAUUCCAAUUGGGUGAUGGCGGCUUAUGGUGCUGCGGUUUCUCUCAAGAAUACCAUUCAGAAUCUUCUACAAUUUCGCAUCUCGCUGAUUCCUCCCUCUCCACAUAUCUUACAAUCCGCCUAUGAUGCUAUGUGUUGCUUGCAGAAAGUUCUGAGAAUAUUGGACCGCACUGGCUACAACAAGAUCAGGAUGAAGGUGAAUGCUUUGGACGAACAAAUCAAAGAGGUCAUAUGGGACUUCGAAGAUAUACUAGAAUCCCAUGUCUCUGGUCAGAUUCUUACACAACUCGAAAGCUCACGCGGUGAGAGAGAUCACCUGUCUUUCUCCGUAGAUGUGCGGAGCCUACAGCGCUGUGCUGAUUACUUACUCGAGAGGUUGACGGCGAUGGAGGUGGAGUAUGGUGUUGAACUGGAGAUUAUGCCUGAAGAAGAAGGCGAACUCAUUUCCUCAAGAAUUGAUUUUGCUGGAAUCAACUCAGAGAUGGUUGGAUCGUCUGAGGAAUUUGAACGAGUCUGGGAUUAUCUACUUGCAGAAGAAGAAGAUGUUAUUAACUGGAUAUCUGUUAUUGGGAUGGCAGGGGUUGGAAAGACAACUAUGGCGAAGAAAGUAUUCGAUGAUCCAUCUAUCCAGACACAUUUCGAGCUUCGAGCAUGGGUCAAAGUGGGCAGAAAAUGUGAAUCCAAUGAAACAUUACGAUGCAUUCUAGCUCAACUGGAUCCCAACAUUCGCCAUCAAAUGCUUACCCAAGGAGAGGGCGACGACAACUUUGAGAAAUUAGUUGGAGUUUUGGAAGAGAGAUUGAAGAAUAAGAAAUGUCUCAUUGUGUUGGAUGAUGUAUGGGAAUGGGACACACGACUAAUGGAGAGAUUGUCACAAGAGAAUGUUCGAAUCUUGCUUACUAGUAGGCUAAGAUUUGAUGAAAAAUCUCCAUCCUUUCGUAGAGAGAAUUAUUUAAUCAAACUUCGAAGUUUGUUAAGAGAUAAAGGAUCUCCAUUUCAAGUAGUAAGCUUGUUGAAUGAUGAAGAAGGUAAAAAAUUACUAGGUGAGAAGGUGUUCGGUGAGAAGGGUUUUCCUACUGAGCUAGAUAAAUUGGGAGAGAAGAUUGCUAAAAAAUGUGAAGGUCUUCCACUUAUGAUAGUCACAAUUGCAGAGCUCCUAGCUAAAGAAGACAAGACCCCAGAAUUCUGGACUGAGGUAGCCGAAAAACAACAUAAUUCCGUCUUCGAGGAUGCAUAUGAUCAAAUAUCUAAGGUACUUUUCCCAAGCUAUGAAUACUUGCCUCAGUAUCUAAAAAUGCACUUUCUCUAUUUGGGAGCUUUCCCUCCAUAUAGUAAUAUAGAUGCAAUAAAGCUCUUCGAUCUUAUGAAAGCGGAAGGGUUUGUUGAACCGAUUGAAGCAAACACAUUCAAAGAUUAUACAACAGAAUGCGUUGAAAAGCUUUCUGACUCGUAUCAUCUUAUUCUAUACGGAGCAAAUCCAAGAUUUAGGUUUUCAAGCAACAAUUUUCGCGUGCAUUCUUGCUGGCAGCACUUGUGUAGGAAAGAAGCUAGUAAGACCAAGUUUUUGCAUAUUUUACAAAGUUGUGAUGAUGUUGUGAAAGAUCAGCGUCGUUUGGGUGCCCAUUGCAACACUCUAUUUGCCUUCCAGAAAGUGUAUAAUUCAAUAAAAAGUGACUGUGCAUCAACAGUCCGUUCUCUCCUUUGCCAUGGUCCUUAUCACCAAUAUCCUGUGCCAAUACAUGCUAUGGAUUUCAAGUUACUCUCGGUACUAGAUGCUCUCAAUGUCCGUUUUUACCAUGUUCCACUUGAAAUUCUGAAACUAGUUUGUCUAAAGUACCUUGCACUAACUUGCAACAACGAGCUUCCGGGUUCCAUAUCCAACCUUUUCCACCUUCAAUCAUUGAUUAUUGGACAACAUACGAAUAUUAAAACGCGUGGUAGUCACUCAUAUAUGCCAGUGGAAAUAUGGGACAUGCAAGAACUACAACAUAUUGGUAUCUAUGGAAGAGACCUACCCACUCCCAACUCUGAUGCUACAUUAGACAAACUUACCAUGGUUAUGGGUGUGAGUGCAAAGAGUUGCACUAGUGAAAUUCUCAAAAGAAUCCCUAAUUUAGAGGAUAUAGUAAUCCGCAUGGAGUUGAAGCCUUAUGAUGACGAUGAUGAUGUUGAUUAUUGCAACACACUAAGUACCCUGGGUAAUAUAUCUGUAGAACUCCAGAAGUUGAACCGACUUGUGUAUGUUGUAAGGAACCCUGAGAUGAAGUAUGAGUUAAUGGUUCCUCUUCAAAUGUUCCCAUCAAGUCUGACAUUUUUGCGGUUGAGUGGGUUAGGGUGUCCAUGGAAGCACAUAAAUGACAUUUGUUCGCAGCUACCAAAUCUUACACGUCUCUUCCUAGAAGAGUAUGCCUUUAGAGGUCCGGUGUGGGAGAUCGAAUCAGGAUGCUUUUUGAAACUUGAGAGACUUGUAAUUGAAGACGCUGAUUUGGUAAUAUGGAGUGCUCAACAAGGAAGCCUCCCAAUGCUUAAGCUCCUGAGGUUAGGUCAUUGCUACAAAUUACUAAUGAUCGAUUGGAGGCGUGAUCCAUCAAUGGGCCAAGCAACAAUUGAAUUAGUUGAGUGCAAUCCCUUAGUUCUCGUUCCCACCAGCCUUUUACCCGCAGAGCUCUUCACAGUUCGUUACUCAUUUUCCUUUUUAGAUGCGACGUAAUAGCUAUACUCUCAGCUUGGUUAACAGGCAAUUAAGACAGCAGAAGGGUUGAGGUGCCACAUUAUCCCAUCAUUUCACUUGUAUUACCAUGUUUUUUUAUGUUAAUUUAAGAGUAUUGGUUUGUUGUAAUUAAAGAGUAUUGGUUUGUUAUAUGUUGUUGAGGAUUAUGUUUGAUUUGUCUGGAAACAUUUGAUACUGGUAGUAGCAUCGGGUGACAGCAACGAGGAUGAAACAGGAGCUGGUGAUGAGUGGAAGAAGCUGGGACGUCCGAAGAGGCAAUCAAAGAAGCCCGUGCAACUUCAGGAUUAAGUUUCUUGUUGUUUUCGAUAUUUUAUUAUUAAUGUCUAGCUGAACUAUUUUUAUUUUAAACAAUUUGAGUCGAGCGUAUUAUAAGCUCCGUUUCGGGUUUUCUUGUUGGUUCUUUCCCGGAAUGAUCGAGUCGAACCAAACCUAGGGUCCUUAGUUAUUAUAAAUAGGGAUUCUGUGCAUUGAAACUCAUUCAUUCAAUAAAUCAGAAUUUACCUAAA
Messenger RNA from Salvia hispanica, 3345 nucleotides. Its product is annotated as putative late blight resistance protein homolog R1A-10. Gene Ontology annotation, molecular function: ADP binding. NCBI's taxonomy places the organism in Eukaryota, Viridiplantae, Streptophyta, Magnoliopsida, Lamiales, Lamiaceae. Gene Ontology annotation, biological process: defense response to other organism. The record is from RefSeq and is a predicted model, not a curated record.